Messenger RNA from Drosophila persimilis, 844 nucleotides. RefSeq lists its product as uncharacterized. Bases 45 to 665 code for a protein of 206 amino acids. The record is from RefSeq and is a predicted model, not a curated record. Lineage: Eukaryota; Metazoa; Arthropoda; Insecta; Diptera; Drosophilidae. The transcript is spliced from 4 exons.
AUGAUUGUGACAAAAUAAACAAAAAACAACAACAAUCAUGCCCAAUGGCUCGGAUGCAUUCAAGGCUGGCGAUGAGAUUGAAUGCGGCAUGGCCGGGUCUGCCAGGCUGCAGUUGCAAGUGUGUGGCGAAUAAAUGGCAGACGACUGCCAACAUAGAACAAAUAUUUUUAUGCUCUUUGGAUCUGGACGGAUCAUGUAGCUCCAGCACCUUUUCUGGCAACAAGGGCCCCCGACAAAGCAGAGAUCGCCAGAGAGCGAUUAGAAGAGCAGAAGGACCUUCACAGGAAGAAGAACAUGAUAUGAGGCAGGAAAAGAUAGCCUCCACACGCAAAAAAAGUUCCAGACUGAUUUAUUGGAAAUCGUAUCUGUUCUGCCGACUGAGUAAAAUCACCAGAACUGUCGGGCUGUUCGCAUAUUUUGCUGUUGAAACACGGCCGAAAGAAUUGUGCCGAAAGAAAAUGCUAAAGGAUAUCUUACCCGAUGCAGUUUUGACUGAUUGCACCAAAUGUACAGAAAAGCAAAAAAUUGGCGCUGAGAAGGUGACCCGCCAUCUUAUAGAUAAUCGACCUAACGACUGGGAGCGUCUUGAGAAAAUUUACGAUCCGGAGGGUACCUAUCGUUUUAAGUACCUAAAGUCGAAGGCCAACGGCAACAAGUCAUUGUAAAUGUUAUGGAGCAGUUGCACAGGCGACCCAUAAAUCUUCGUUAUUACGGCGUAAAUGAGACGAGGAGUACUUUUUAUCAUUUGGUUUUUUUUUUUUAAAUUUAAUUUUAAAUUUUGAAAUUUUUGUUGUAACCCAAGUUUUCGAAAUAUUAAUUACAAUAAACUUAAUCUGCGUGCUUU